AUCACCUGGAGGGACAUCGCCGGUCUGGACGAGGUCAUCACGGAGCUGAAGGAGACGGUGAUACUUCCUGUUCAGAAGAGACAUCUGUUCCAGAACUCCAGACUGCUGCAGCCUCCCAAAGGCGUGCUGCUCUACGGCCCUCCUGGAUGUGGUAAAACGCUGAUCGCCAAGGCAACGGCAAAAGAGGCGGGGUUUCGCUUCAUCAACCUGCAGCCGAGCACGCUGACGGACAAAUGGUACGGAGAGUCCCAGAAGCUGGCUGCCGCCGUCUUCUCUCUGGCCCUGAAGCUGCAGCCGUCAAUCAUCUUCAUCGACGAGAUCGAUUCCUUCCUGAGGAACCGGUCCACCUCGGACCACGAGGCCACGGCCAUGAUGAAGGCUCAGUUUAUGAGCCUGUGGGACGGCCUGGACACGGACCACCACUGUCAGGUCAUCAUCAUGGGAGCCACUAACCGUCCUCAGGACCUGGACUCUGCCAUCCUGAGACGGAUGCCGACCAGGUUCCACAUCAACCAGCCGAGUGUGAGGCAGAGGGAGCAGAUCCUCAGACUCAUCCUCGACAACGAGAGUGUGGACUCCGCUGUGGAUCUCAGAGAAGUUGCCAGAGAGACGGAGGGUUUCUCAGGAAGUGACCUCAGAGAGAUGUGUCGCGACGCUGCUCUGCUCUGCGUCCGAGACUUCGUCCAUCACCACAGCGACAGCGUCACGGAGGAAACCAUCCGUCCCAUCGCUCAGACCGACCUGCAGACCGCCGUCUCCAAGAUGAAGCAAACGAAGACGGCCGGCGGUCAGGGCGCCCUGCUGCACGCUGCUCUGGACUGAACACGAGGGGUCACGUGACUCCCCCGCUGCCGCCACUUCCUGUUGAGGAUUCUACUUCCACAGACGGACAAAGGAGCUGUUUGUGAAACCAAAGUUCUGUUGAUGUUUCCGGAGGGACGACUUUCACCGCAACACCUUUGCUGCUUCCUGUUCCGCCGCUCCCAUCAGCCCUCUCUGCUGUUAGAAACACUGAGGAGCUCUUAUUGUGAAAUCCUCUGUUACAGAUAAUAAUCAAUAGGAUUAUUAUUGAUAAAAAGAUAUAAAGUUUUACGGUUUUUUUUUUGUUUUGUUCUGUAAAGAAAUCAAAUCAAAUGACAUGUUUUUACAUAAAACGUAAUAAUAUAUCAGCUCCUGAUCAGUUGGGACUGAUUAUCAUCAUGAAGUCAUUUAGAUUUGAUCAAACAUUUUAUUUGAUUUUACGUAACUUUUGGGCGGAGCCUUAAAACCUUUGAUGUUCCAUAUAAUAAAAGUUUUUAUUUAUUUUUCACCAAUAUUUUGGGUUUGGAUGUUUUGUAAAUGGGUUUGUUUUGUUUUAUUGCAUUGUUUAUAAAGUUCUAAACCAUAA
Messenger RNA from Austrofundulus limnaeus, 1387 nucleotides. It is a transcript of the gene atad1b, whose product is annotated as ATPase family AAA domain containing 1b. Gene Ontology annotation, molecular function: ATP hydrolysis activity; ATP binding. Gene Ontology annotation, biological process: extraction of mislocalized protein from mitochondrial outer membrane. Lineage: Eukaryota; Metazoa; Chordata; Actinopteri; Cyprinodontiformes; Rivulidae. The record is from RefSeq and is a predicted model, not a curated record. Gene Ontology annotation, cellular component: mitochondrial outer membrane.